Messenger RNA from Camponotus floridanus (Florida carpenter ant), 308 nucleotides. Its product is annotated as geranylgeranyl pyrophosphate synthase-like. The record is from RefSeq and is a predicted model, not a curated record. The coding region runs from base 25 to 306 and encodes 93 amino acids. Lineage: Eukaryota; Metazoa; Arthropoda; Insecta; Hymenoptera; Formicidae. Gene Ontology annotation, biological process: isoprenoid biosynthetic process. Gene Ontology annotation, molecular function: prenyltransferase activity. The transcript has 3 exons.
UCAACUGCGUAUAAUUGAUCACUGAUGAGAAUUGAUGACAUUCAAGAUAGUUCCAUUUUGCGGAAAGGUAUUCCUGUCACUCAUUCUGUUUUUGGGAUUGCUAGCUCACUAAGUGCUGCCGCUUAUAUAUUGUUUAUUGCUUUGGAACGAGUUAUUAAUUUACGACAUCCUGCAGCACCAAAGGUAUGUAUAGAACAAUUGUUGAAACUUCAAAGAGGUCAAGGAAUAGAUAUCUUUUGGCGGGAUAAUUUCAUUUGUCCACGUGAGGAAGAUUACAAGGCUAUGGCAAUAAAAAGUAAAUGUUAAUA